AAAACGUAUUCUCGCGAGGUCAGGUUACACUUAAAUGUUACGCGGGAAUCCUUCCGUCGUAUCCAUGGACGAAUCAACAGUAGCAGCUAACAGACUGAAUGUUUCAAUAGAUAAUACGUACAACAUUAAUACAAUCUGCGCAAUUCGACGUCAAGGCUUUUUUAAAGUUAUUAGCGCGUAAAACGUCGCUGCUUCACGCGGUUACGCGACCGUUUACCGUCUGAUAACGGUUGUCAGUUAACAGGUCGCCAGCUGACGGUUUCUAAAUAUGGACCCUACGGAGGAUUUGUCAGCUCGGGUCCUGUUUAAACACAUUCUGGUCACCGAUCAGCCCAGAACUCCCGUCACCCGCAGUGCUACCAAAGCGUCGAGUCCCAGCCGCAUUACGCGUAGCAAGAAAGAUGCUGGUGCCCAAACCCCACAGAACAUCUUGAGGCGCAGCAUGAAGAAUAAGAUCCGUGAGAGUAUAACCAGGAAAUCCCUGCCUGCAACUACAAGGAGAAAAACAAGCACACCUGCCUCAGCAUCGAUGCUGUUUGACGAUGGAGUCACACCAAGGCACAUACUCAAGAACAUUAUCUUGACAGAGCCCGUGAAGUCCCCUGUGGUUCAUGAAACAACUGCAUCAGAAGAGCUACAUCUGCCUUCAGCCAGUUCCAGCAUUACCAGGAAGCGUUCAAGCACUUACCUGUCAGGGCUCGAUCUGCCCGAGUUAACUUUCAGCAAUGCUGCAAGCGCUGCAAAAGGACUGAGAAGAAAGAGACUACGGCGGAGCCUUAAUGUGACAGCUUUUGAAAAGCGCCUUGGAGACGAUGUUGAGGCAGAACAUGAACAAUCAAGCGUUGAACAGUCAUCACUGUCUUUGUCAAGUUCCACUUCACUGGAUCUAAGAACACCCUUUGUGGGUGUUCACUCUGAAAAAAGAGGCCUAAAAAGAAGGGUUUCUAACCGUCGGAAAAUCACAGAGGAAGAAUUUGAUGCUGGGGUAAUUAACAGGCGGGUUGGAGAGAGCAGUGUUGGGCCAGUGGAGUGUGGACUCAGUGAAACUGCCUUUACUGAUGGCUUCACUCUGGAGCUAAGCAAACUCAGUGUACCGGACAUCACAGAUGAUAUUGUCAACUGUAACACGGCUCUCUACGCCCAGUCAGAAGUCAUGGCCUCCAGCUCUCUUGUUGCUACACAGGACAAACCCACAGUUAUGGCUUCUCAGCUUCAAAGAGAGAUGAUGGAGACGAAGGAAGAGAAGAGCCAGUUUUGGAAAGAGACAUCAGUAAAUGCAUUUACAACUGAAGAUGUGGUUGGGGAAGAACAUGAAAAUCAGGAAUGUUUCUCACAAGAUGAUGGGGCAACUGGGCCUCAAAGUGAGGACAAGGAGAGUACAGCUGAUGAUCAACCAAAAGGCAGUGCAGCCACGUCAGAAUCUGAGGAAGGUGUACUUGACACUCAGACUAGUGGAAGCCAAGAUAUGUCUAAGACUGUGGAAGUAGAGGACACGGAGACAAGAGAAGAAUCUCCUCAGACAGAAGAGGACCCUGAAACUAUGUCUCACUCUGAGGAAGAGGAGGUUGUAGCAGAAGAUGCAGUUGAAUCCCAAACAGAAGAGGACAACAGGGGAGAUGUUUUUCAAAGUGAAGGAGAUAAUGCUGCUGUGUCUCAGUCUGAUUCUGAAGAAAAGGAGGCAAUACCUGAUGCUGAAGCUGAAGAUGAUGAUGCAGCCAAAACUCCAACUGGAGAACGUGGUGCAGUUGUCUUUCAGGAAGUUGCUGAAACCACGCCUCAGUUUGAAGAGGGGGAAGAUGUAGGUGAGUCUCAGACUGAGGAGGAGAAUGAUGGGAAGCGACAGGAGGAGGACGAUGGUGAGCAGUCCUCUGAUCACCUGGACCGUAGUUUGGAGCACAUCAGUAGAAGGGCCUAUCGCUCAGAAGGGACAGGUGCACAACUGGCAGAUGCCACCGAGACGGGUUGGUCUGAUACGUCCAAAGCGCAUAGUGUUGAUCCAUGCGUCCUGGAAGUGAGAAGCCAGGACAACUUUCAACCUCAAACUGAGAUACCUGACUUGGCAGACACUUCAACCCAUGGACAGAAAUAUUCAACUUUUACAGCCCCCGAGUCGGAUCAAGAGACUGUCGCAGAACAGGAAGUAAUGCAUGACAACAACAACAGCAGCCACCUGAGCGAUGCUUUACCUGUAGAAGCUGAUGAGCAGGAAGAAGCAUGGGAGGAUGUAGAAGCUGAAGAGUUCCCCUGCAAGACUCCGGCAUUUGUCAGACAGAAGAGGAACUUUCUCCCAACUGAUCCUGUGCCUCAAAAUCCUCUUAAAGUUCUAGUCAGUGGUACGAGGGAAGAGUUAACUGCAGCUAAACCCAAACAGGCCCGACAGAGGAAAAAAGGUCCAGCUAAGAAAGAACCAGGCCUUUCUAAGACCUACCUGAUGGGUGUUUUCAAGCACUUUGCCAAAACAAAGGUCUCGGCAGACGUAUAUCCUGUCCUAAAAGAAACAAUGAAUAAAUUCUUUGAUCGUCUGGCAGAGGACUUGGAGACCUACGCACAUCAUGCAAAGAGAAACACGAUAGAGUUUGAAGAUGCUGUUCUUUUGUUGAAAAGACAGGGCUAUGUGAAUGAUAAAGUGCCAGUGGAAGCACUUAUUGAAAGAUAUCUUCGCAUGGACCAGCGCAGGCUCCUGAUCCCCAUUGCAAAAAGUGGGAAUGUUGUUAGUCCUAGGAAAAGGUGAAUAUUUCUAUGUGCUGUCACUUUAUUGGAUUCAUCACUUGCCCUCUUACACAGUAUCCGAUUUGGACAUGAGAUCAUUGUGUAGUGCUGAUAAUCAGAAUAUGUUUUUGUAAAUCUGUUUAUAUAUAUAUAUAUUAACCUAUUCCCAACUAUUUCUGUUUGAAUAACCCUUGUGUUCUGCUGUCUUUUGGUUGAUUGUGCAUUCUGUUUGUAAUUCUUAAUCUUUUAACACAUUUAUACAGCUUAGUCAAAAUAAGAUGUGCAGACCUCCAAAAUGAGCAAAAAGUAAAAAUAAAGUUGUUAUACUUCAGCAGAAGCCAUA
Molecule: messenger RNA, 3052 nt
Organism: Betta splendens (Siamese fighting fish)
Lineage: Eukaryota; Metazoa; Chordata; Actinopteri; Anabantiformes; Osphronemidae
Gene: cenpt
Product: centromere protein T
Exons: 13
Coding region: 269-2731 (820 amino acids)
Biological process (GO): mitotic cell cycle; kinetochore assembly; chromosome segregation
Cellular component (GO): kinetochore
Molecular function (GO): DNA binding; protein heterodimerization activity
Source: RefSeq, a predicted model, not a curated record